UAUCAUCAUUAUUUUAUCUAACAAUAAAUUCCACCAUCUUUUUCCCAUCACUAUUCUUCACUUCAAGAACAAUCCACUUUCAAAUUUUCCCCAAAUUUUGCCAAUUAUUUUUCAAAUUUGCUAAUCUUACGAUUUUUGUUCUAUUGAUGUAAUUUAAAACCCUUAAAAUCAAAAUUAAAUUGAAAAUACCCAAAAUGUAUGCCAAUGAUCAACAUUUAAGCGUACCAUCUUCUCCUACUCAUUUGCAAGAAUCUCAAAUCUUAAUCGACGAUAACGGAGCUAUUCAAGGUGUUGAAAACUCUAUUGAUGAUGGGUCUUUAGCUUUUGAUGGGGAUUCAGUUUACGCUGUUGAUAAUUAUGGAAGAAUUGAAGAUUGUGACAAGCUUACGUUGUCUUUUCGCGGACAAAUUUACGUUUUUGAUUCCAUUACUCCUGACAAGGUUGAAGCAGUUUUAUUGGUUUUAGGGGGGAAUGUAGGAGGGGUUACACCAUCUCCAGCUUCAGAAAGUUCAGAAGUGCCUCGUGUAGGAGUAGGACAUAUGAGCCAGCAGGAUAUGAUGGUAUAUCCAGGACGUAGUAGUCAUCCACAACGCGAGGCAUCCUUGAAUAGGUUUCGUCAGAAGAGAAGGGAGCGUCGGUUUGAUAAGAUAAUUCGGUAUAACGUUCGUCAGGAAGUGGCACUUAGGAUGCUGCGUACCAAGGGACAAUUUACUUCUAAGAAGGGGGAUGAAUCUUCUGGCUGUAAUACCCAAGAUUCAGGUCCUGAUGAUACACAGUUAGAAACAUUAUGUGGUCAUUGUGGCAUCAGUUCGAAGUCAACUCCAAUGAUGCGGCGUGGACCAAAUGGGCCUAGGACGCUUUGUAAUGCAUGCGGCCUUGCAUGGGCUAACAAGGGUACUCUGAGGGAUCUUUCAAAGAAACAAAAUCAAUUUACGAUGCCAAGUGAAGUGGAUGUUGCAUCCCCAUUUAGAGCAACUGAUAUUCUCGGAGAAGCGAAAUAUGCUAACUUAGAAGAAAGUGACAGUUCGACAUUGAUGGCACAAAAUUAAUACUCAGUUGCUUGUGUUGUUUCUGCGCGAAUGCUGUUACUGCUGUUGGCAUCCCGAGCAUAGUGGAAUAGUGCUUUGUAAUCCUCAGCAACUGUACAUAUAUACUAGUAUAUAUAUCAGGGCUUUGUCGUAAUGCAGAAUUGACUUGUUACAAAUGGCACUCGGAAAUUGUGAAAGAAAUAUAGUCAGAAUACUGGAUGUUA
This is a messenger RNA of Amaranthus tricolor (Joseph's coat), 1252 nucleotides long. RefSeq names its product GATA transcription factor 25-like. Lineage: Eukaryota; Viridiplantae; Streptophyta; Magnoliopsida; Caryophyllales; Amaranthaceae. The record is from RefSeq and is a predicted model, not a curated record. Bases 195 to 1049 code for a protein of 284 amino acids. Gene Ontology annotation, molecular function: zinc ion binding; protein binding; sequence-specific DNA binding. The transcript is spliced from 7 exons. Gene Ontology annotation, biological process: regulation of DNA-templated transcription.